Messenger RNA from Aegilops tauschii subsp. strangulata, 1215 nucleotides. Its product is annotated as aquaporin TIP1-1. Gene Ontology annotation, biological process: transmembrane transport; water transport. Gene Ontology annotation, molecular function: water channel activity. Gene Ontology annotation, cellular component: plant-type vacuole membrane. The record is from RefSeq and is a predicted model, not a curated record. NCBI's taxonomy places the organism in Eukaryota, Viridiplantae, Streptophyta, Magnoliopsida, Poales, Poaceae.
CCGGCCACACCCGGUGGCCCGCGCCAGCCCAGCCCGGCGCGCGGUGUAUAUAUACCGCCUCACUAUCCCGCUCCUUCCUCACCAACUCAUCUCUCUCGACUCCGGCCAGUCAGUCUCUUCUUCUUCUCUAGCGAGCGAGCAAGCUAGGCUUGGAGGUGACCGAAAAUGCCGGUCAGCAGGAUCGCCGUGGGGAGCCACCGUGAGGUGUACGAGGUGGGCGCCCUCAAGGCGGCGCUCGCCGAGUUCAUCUCCACGCUCAUCUUCGUCUUCGCCGGCCAGGGCUCCGGCAUGGCCUUCAGCAAGCUGAGCCCCGACGGCGCGGCGACCCCGGCCGGCCUGAUCUCGGCGGCGAUAGCGCACGCCUUCGCGCUGUUCGUGGCGGUGUCCGUGGGCGCCAACAUCUCCGGCGGGCACGUGAACCCGGCCGUGACCUUCGGCGCCUUCGUGGGCGGCAACAUCACCCUCUUCCGCGGCCUGCUCUACUGGGUCGCCCAGCUCCUGGGCUCCACCGCCGCCUGCUUCCUCCUCCGCUUCUCCACCGGCGGGCUCCCCACCGGCACCUUCGGGCUGACCGGCAUCGGCGCGUGGGAGGCGGUGGUGCUGGAGAUCGUGAUGACCUUCGGGCUGGUGUACACGGUGUACGCCACGGCCGUGGACCCCAAGAAGGGCAGCCUGGGCACCAUCGCGCCCAUCGCCAUCGGCUUCAUCGUGGGCGCCAACAUCCUGGUCGGCGGCGCCUUCUCCGGCGCGUCCAUGAACCCCGCCGUCUCCUUCGGCCCCGCCCUCGUCAGCUGGGAGUGGGGGUACCAGUGGGUGUACUGGGUCGGCCCCCUCAUCGGCGGCGGCCUCGCCGGCGUCAUCUACGAGCUGCUCUUCAUCUCCCGCACCCACGAGCAGCUCCCCACCACCGACUACUAAGCAACCAAGCUUGCAUGCGAGCUCGCCGUCCAUCCGUGUGAUGAUCGAUCGCGUCUCGUCAUCGUCUCCUUCCUUGCCAUCGCCAUGAGUCGUUUUAGUUUGCUUUGAAUGAAUCCAUCCAUCCCUGGGUCGAUCGGUCGGCCAGUAGUCGAGUCAGUUUGUGGUGCGUUCGUGCGUGGAGCUGUAAAAGCGUGGAUGAUCUCGAUCUGGGACGACCGACCCUGUCAAUUUGCUUCUGUAAAACUGUGAAUUCGCCCGCCCCGCCCGAGUAAUUUCAAGUUCAGUUGAGUUUGAACC